This is a messenger RNA of Fusarium vanettenii 77-13-4, 2130 nucleotides long. RefSeq lists its product as uncharacterized. NCBI's taxonomy places the organism in Eukaryota, Fungi, Ascomycota, Sordariomycetes, Hypocreales, Nectriaceae. The coding region runs from base 343 to 1740 and encodes 465 amino acids. The record is from RefSeq and is a predicted model, not a curated record. The transcript is spliced from 5 exons. Gene Ontology annotation, cellular component: fungal-type vacuole membrane; vacuolar transporter chaperone complex. Gene Ontology annotation, biological process: vacuole fusion, non-autophagic; vacuolar transport; microautophagy.
CAGGCCUUAAUCUCUAAAUCUCGAGGUGGGCUGUGUCUCGUCCCGAGCAGGGGAAAGCAAUCGGGUACGUACAGUAUAAGAAGCAACCUCGCGCCGCCUCGUACUCGCAGUUUGGCCUGGUGUUGAGCAGCACACCUUCCGCUCGCUCCUCCCGCUGAUCCCGACUCGAUUCUCCCUCUGCGAGCUCUCCGACCUCCCCAGCGCGUCGCAUCCUUCUGCGAUUGGAUUGGGGGGCAACGAUUGCGAGUAGCUUGAGGGAGACGAUUUCGAUCGUCCAUUCCUUUAUCCGAAUAAACCGACCCCAAUUGGCCCCGACGCCUCUUGGCUUAUAUUGGUCCAAACAUGAAGUUUGGCCAGCAUCUCGAGCGGGAAUCCGUUCCCGAAUGGAGUCUUCACAACCUCGAUUACAACUCGCUCAAGCAUGAAAUCAAAGUACAUACAACUCGCGACCAGGCCAGCGCCAUGGCCAUCCCCGGCCACAAGGACGAGGCCCUGACGCGAUUCGAGGAUGGAUUGUACAUGGAGCUUGGUCGCCAGCAUGAGCGCCUGCAUCUUUUCGUCUGCAGCAAGGCCGACGAGAUCUCCCGGCGGUUAGAACACCUUGCCAAGAGUAUUAACCGAUGGGCCUCCAAACCUCAAGACCAGCUGACGGAGGAUUCGGCCAUUAAGCACCAGAGGAGAUUUGCCAAGUACGAGCGGGAACUGCUUCGUUGCGGAGGCGACAUUCAGGCCCUGGAGCGUUUCGUCAAGGCCCAGACUGUCGCGUUCCGCAAAAUAACCAAGAAGUACAAGAAAUGGACCGGCUCCACGACCCUCGGCGCCCGUCUGUACGAGAACAUCCUCUCGGAUCCCAAGAGUUUUACCCGCCGCGACUUUUCUUACCUCCAACAGCGCUAUGACGAAAUUACAUGCACUCUUCACGCCGCCGCCCCCGUCCUGAGCGAGCCCAGCUCCCCUGAAUCCUUGGCCCAAUCCUAUCGUCGUAACUCGCUGGGCGCCUCUUACAAUUCCAACGCCUAUCCUUCAGAACGCCCGUCCAGCCGGCCUCGCCCCGAAUUUGAUGUCUUGCCGCCUCCCCAAAUACCAGAGCGGGUCAAGUACUGGAACGAAUAUGACGAUGGCAGCGAAUGCGCAGGCGAUGAUGAUGGAUAUGCAAUUUAUAUUAACCCAGACGACGAUACAAGCUUUCCGGGAUUCGACUAUUUACACAAUAUCUUCAAGGGCCCCCUCGAAAAGGCCAAGGGUUGGUUCAAAACCGACCGGCAUGGAGAACGACAGUCUCUCCUCGGUGCCAACCACUCGCCGAACCAGUACUCCAGCACCACCUUCAACAGCGAAUCUGAUGAGGAAGGGGGAUACGCCAGCUCGGACGGGUUCCCUGCGGCUGGUUAUGCUACCCACUACGCCCUCCCCAGCCUUAGUCAACAGGAGGCGAGCCGAUAUCGCGAAAAGACCUUGUUCUGGGGCACCGUCUGUUCCUUCGCCGUAUCCUAUCUUCUACUCCUAAUCGCCGGCACCCUUAUCUCUACAGGCCGACAUAGGCUUCGUGUCGAGGUUGAUGCUGGCGCCACUGUCGGUGUGGUUGCCAGUCUGUUCUCUGCGUGCGGCGCUCUGGGUAUGACACUAUAUCGACGUGACCCGCUGUCACUCCCUUAUCAGCUGCUGGUCUGGGUCGCCUUUAUCUCGGCCUGUCUCCUCAACGGCAUCCUGCUGAUUCUUGUCGUGGGGAACGCCCCCUGACGUCGUGCUGACGUUAGGGCAUAACCUUAUUUCUCUUUUCUCGUCCGUUGUUGAUACCGGUGCCAGAAGACUGCACCAUGAUUUAUAUACUUGUGUGGACUCAUUGAGUUGGUGUUUGGCGUUGAGCGCAUGCCACAUGGAAAGCGUGGUUGUUGUUGUUGAUCCCUUCGAGUUCGAGCGGAUAGUGCGAAAGCAGCAUGCAUACGUUGUUGACGAUACGAGCGUUGUUGUUUUGACUGAUGCAUCGCUUUUGUUUUGUUUAUUGCACGAGAUUUCAUGGCGGAGAAUAGAUUGUGAUGAAACCUCGCGGUGGUUGAGCGGCUAGCGGAGCGAUGAUGAGGCUCAGGGCGUAGCUUUAGUUGAGUUGAAUAGCAGCGAUUUGCGUGCCCA